Messenger RNA from Onychomys torridus (southern grasshopper mouse), 2194 nucleotides. RefSeq names its product sulfatase modifying factor 1 (gene Sumf1). Bases 13 to 1233 code for a protein of 406 amino acids. Lineage: Eukaryota; Metazoa; Chordata; Mammalia; Rodentia; Cricetidae. The record is from RefSeq and is a predicted model, not a curated record. The transcript is spliced from 10 exons. Gene Ontology annotation, cellular component: endoplasmic reticulum.
UCGCGGAACAACAUGGCUGCGCCCGCGCGAGGGCCGGCUCUCGGCUGCUGCACCGGGCUGCCUUGCGUCUUCUGGCUCCUGGUGCUGGCGUUCGGGGCGGCAGAGAGCGAAGAGGCCGGGGCCGGGGAAGGCACGGCGUCCCUCGCGGGCUCGUGCGGAUGCGGAUCGCCCCAGCGGCCCGGGGCCCACGGCAGCUCAGCGGCCGCCUCGCAGCUCUACUCCCGGGAGGCGAACGCCCCGGGCCUGGCCUCCGGCGCGCGACCGCUUGCACUCACCAAGAUGGUCCUCAUCCCUGCUGGAGUAUUUACAAUGGGCACCGAUGAUCCUCAGAUCAAGCAGGAUGGAGAAGCCCCUGCCAGGAGAGUCACUCUUGAUGCCUUUUACAUGGAUGCCUAUGAAGUCAGUAAUGCUGAUUUUGAGAAGUUUGUGAACUCAACUGGCUAUUUGACAGAGGCAGAGAAGUUUGGCGACUCCUUUGUCUUUGAAGGCAUGUUGAGUGAGCAAGUGAAGGCGCACAUCCACCAGGCAGUUGCAGCUGCUCCCUGGUGGUUACCUGUCAAAGGCGCUAACUGGAGGCACCCAGAGGGUCCAGACUCCAGUAUUCUGCACAGGCCAGAUCACCCAGUUCUCCAUGUCUCCUGGAAUGACGCCAUUGCCUACUGCACGUGGGCAGGCAAGAGGUUGCCCACGGAGGCAGAGUGGGAGUACAGCUGUAGAGGAGGCCUGCACAACAGCUCUGUGGAACUUGCUGCGGUCAGAAAAUUGAUUAAUAACAGCUCUUAUUCUUGCUGGCUUUUCUUCUUCCUUGUGAGGCCCUUUGGUGCCACUAGUGGGCUUUUCCCCUGGGGCAACAAGCUGAAGCCUAAAGGCCAGCACUAUGCCAACAUUUGGCAGGGCGAGUUUCCUGUGACCAACACCGGGGAGGAUGGCUUCCAAGGAACUGCGCCUGUUGAUGCCUUCCCUCCCAAUGGCUAUGGCUUGUACAACAUAGUGGGGAACGCAUGGGAGUGGACCUCAGACUGGUGGACCGUUCACCAUUCUGUUGAGGAAACACUCAACCCAAAAGGUCCUACUUCUGGUAAAGACCGAGUGAAGAAAGGUGGUUCCUACAUGUGCCAUAAGUCCUAUUGCUAUAGGUACCGCUGUGCAGCUCGAAGCCAGAACACGCCGGAUAGCUCUGCAUCCAACCUGGGAUUCCGUUGUGCAGCCGACCACCUGCCCACUGUGGACUGACAGCCAAGAAGAGCCUUUCCAGAUCCAGGACAUUGUUUCUGACUUGCAACUGGCUUCUCCCAAACUCGGAACUGAUCUUGUAUAAAGAAUUCCCACGUGAAGAGAGUUCCAUGUGUGCCCAGUGGCCAAAGCCCCGUCUUGCGUGCCCAAACUGCUGCCUGUCAGUGCUCGUGCUUUACCGUGUGGUGCGUCUCUGGGGAUCAUCGCCGUGCUUUACUUUGAGAGCCUUUGAAGAGGGAGGAGAGAGCGAGGAACCUUGAUGUGCUGCCCAGACUCUGCCACAGGGUUAGACCCCGGGGUGCAGGACUUCAUCUGCCUGGGCCUCUGUCCUGUCAUCAAAUGAAGGGAUGGACAACGCAGUCUCUGAGGCUCUCUCCAACCCACAGAUUCUAUGCGUAAUAGCAGAGUGUAUUGUGAUUGCAUAGUGAGAAUUUAUGACAGAUUAUUUUUUAGCUAUUUUUUUGCCAUGUGUGAACCUUGGGUACUACUAAUCGUAUAAGGUGAGCAUCCUCUUCUGUAUUCUUUUCAGGAAAGGGUAGGGUGUGAGUCUUUUAUAUUCCUACUGCACUUUGUUCUUUUGAGGAAAUCAGUGUCUUCUACAUUGUGUGACAAAUCCCAUGGGCCAGUGAUGGGACACUCAAGUUCAGAGUUCUGAACACACAGGAAUGUCUGUGGAGUGACUCUACUGUCCCUUAUCUGUUAACAUCAAGUGCCUUUGGCUCAGAGGGACAGUUUGAAGCCCUGUUUCCCCUUCGCCUCCAAGCCUUCAGAGAAUGUGAAAUGUGUACUAAUUAGAGAAACUGUUAAAUUCUAGGUAUAAGGGAAAAAGAACCAGGGCCUUGAACAGACCAAGUUCAGGGUACUUGGUACAUUAUACUAGAGAGAUGGGAUAUCUUGUUGACUUUGAGAUACCAGAUGCUUUGAGUCGUGCACUAUGUCAAAUAAACUGGUACCCAAGUCA